Molecule: messenger RNA, 3195 nt
Organism: Lithohypha guttulata
Lineage: Eukaryota; Fungi; Ascomycota; Eurotiomycetes; Chaetothyriales; Trichomeriaceae
Gene: TEF3
Product: translational elongation factor EF-1 alpha
Exons: 2
Coding region: 1-3195 (1064 amino acids)
Molecular function (GO): ATP hydrolysis activity; ATP binding; translation elongation factor activity
Source: RefSeq, a predicted model, not a curated record
AUGCCUGCUGCCGACAUGGCAUCCGUGCCUGCGACCUCUAGCAAGGAGACGAAGGAGUCGAUCGCUCUUCUAGACGAACUCCUUAAGAACCUGUCUCUUGCUAAGACCGCUGAUGAAGCCAAAUCAGCAGGAACAAACGUGGCGAACCUACUCAAUGGUCCAAUAGAAGAGCAGGCUGUUCCACAACGUAUGCUGGAUACUUUCAAGAAACAGCUAUCCAACAAGAAAGAUGCCAAUGCCCGAGAGCGAGCCCUCGACGGCAUUCGAUCGAUCUCCGAGCACUCCACGGUCUCUCCUGCUGUCGAGCCAUAUCUCGUCGAACUCCUCCCUCUGACUCUUGCUGCCAUUGGCGACAAGAUGACACCAGUCAAGAAUGCCGCGCAGGCCGCGUCACUCGCUAUCGUAAAGGCCAUAAAUCCCAAUGCCGUCAAGUCUACAGUUCCACAUCUCUGCAAGUCGAUAGAAACUGCUCAGAAGUGGCAAGAAAAGUAUACUGCCUUGGAAUGCAUCGAGUCCAUGGUUGCUUCUGCACCAACACAGCUCACUCGUCAAGUGGCUACCCUGCUUCCUACAAUCUCUGCGGCCAUGUGGGACACAAAGCCAGAAGUCAAGAAGAAGGCAUACGCCUCAAUGGAGCAGCUUUGCAAGCUCAUUGAGAACAAGGAUAUCGAGAAGUUCAUCCCAGAACUGAUCAAGUGUAUCGCCAAGCCAGAGAAUGUCCCUGAGACUGUCCAUUUGCUUGGUGCCACCACUUUCGUCACAGAUGUCCACGAGCCUACCCUGGCUAUCAUGGUUCCUCUGCUUGAGCGAGGUUUGCCAGAGCGUGAGACUGCCAUCAAGCGCAAGUCUGCUGUCAUUGUCGACAACAUGUGCAAGCUCGUCGAAGACCCAAACAUUGUCGCUGCCUUCUUGCCAAAACUCAUGCCAGCCCUGAAGAAGAACGAGGAGACAAUCGCUGAUCCCGAAGCUCGAGAGAAGACAAAGCAAGCUCUCGAGACCCUACGCAGAGUCGGUAAUGUCGGUCCAAAUGACAAGAUCCCUGAGAAGUCGACCGCCAGCGAGAUCUCCACUGUUGCUGCCCAUCUCAAGUCGAUCCUCGAGCAGAACCACAAGGGCAAGAUUGCUUCCGCAGACACAGUCAUUACAUAUGUCUCUGCCAUCGCUGGUCAAUUGAUCGAGGAGAAGGCGAACGAUGCUGCCGACUGGUCAACUAAUGUUAUCGAAUACCUCAAGCCUCUUGUUGGUGAGACCGACGCACCAUCUGUUUGCGAUCAGCUUCGCAAAAAGGCCACUCCUGGCUUGGUCGAAGAAGAAGUACCAGAGCCAGACGAGGAGGAAGGUGUAGAUCUUUGCAACUGCACUUUCAACUUGGCCUACGGCGCUAAGAUUCUGCUGAACCAGACUCACUUGCGUCUAAAGCGUGGUCAACGCUACGGUCUGUUGGGUCCCAAUGGAUCUGGCAAGACCACUCUUAUGCGUGCCAUCAACAACGAACAAGUCGAGGGCUUCCCCAAACAGAGCGAAGUCAAGACUGUGUUCGUCGAGCACGAUCUGGAUGCCGCUGACACCGAGUUGACUGUCAUGGAAUGGACCCAGAUGAAGCUGAAACAGGCCGACCUAGAAAUCAACCGUGAGGAGAUUGAAAGACAACUUAUCGAGUUCGGUUUCCUGAAGGAACAGCUCGAUGGGCCUAUCACUGCGCUCUCUGGUGGUUGGAAGAUGAAGCUGGCUCUUGCUCGUGCUGUCUUUGAGAAUCCCGAUAUUUUGCUUCUUGACGAGCCUACCAAUCACUUGGAUGUCAAAAAUGUUGCUUGGCUUGAGAAUUACCUAAAGAACUCUCCUUGCACCUCGAUCAUCAUUUCGCACGACUCGAAGUUCCUCAACAACGUUAUUCAGCACGUCAUUCACUACGAGCGCUUCAAGCUCAAGCGUUACAGAGAGUUCGCCAAGCGAAACCCAGCUGCUCGAUCAUACUUCGAGUUGGGUGCUCAAGAGCUCAGCUUCAAGUUCCCUGAACCUGGUUUCCUUGAGGGUGUCAAGACAAAGGCUAAGGCCAUCGUUCGUGUCAACAAAAUGUCGUUCCAGUAUCCAGGAUCAUCCAAGCCACAGUUGACCGACAUUACCUUCCAGGUUUCGCUGGGUUCUCGUAUCGCUGUCAUCGGACCUAAUGGUGCAGGCAAGUCCACACUUGUGAACGUGCUGACUGGUGAGCUCAUCCCAACCGGUGGUGAGGUUUACCAGCACGAGAACAUCCGUAUCGCCUACAUUAAACAGCACGCUUUUGCUCACAUUGAUCACUUCUUGGACAAGACUCCAUCGGAGUACAUCCAAUGGCGUUUCCAGACUGGCGAGGACCGAGAAACAAUGGACCGAGCGAACAAGAUUGUCACAGAAGACGACGAGAAGGCCAUGGACAAGAUCUAUAAGAUCGAAGGCUCUCAGCGUCGUGUCAUUGGUAUUCACUCUCGAAGAAAGUUCAAGAACUCGUACGAGUACGAGUGCUCCUUCGCUCUCGGUGAGAACGUUGGUCAGAAGAACGAGAAGUGGACACCUAUGAUGACUGCCGACAAUGCCUGGAUCCCUCGAAGUGAGAUCAUGGCAUCCCACACCAAGAUGGUUGCCGAAGUUGAUCAGAAGGAGGCUCUCGCCUCUGGCCAGUUUCGACCACUUGUUCGAAAGGAGAUUGAAGCUCACGGAGCCAACUUCGGCCUUGACGCUGAAUUGAUCUCCCACUCUCGUAUGCGAGGUCUGUCAGGUGGUCAGCGUGUCAAGGUCGUUCUCGCCGCUUGCACGUGGCAGCGACCUCACUUGAUCGUCCUUGAUGAGCCUACCAACUAUCUCGACAGAGACUCGCUUGGUGCUCUUUCCAACGCUCUGAAGGAGUUCGAAGGUGGUGUCGUCAUCAUCUCCCACAACGCCGAAUUCACUGAGUCUCUGACCAGCGAGGUCUGGGCAGUCAUGGAUGGCAAGAUGACACCUUCCGGCCACAACUGGGUGCAAGGUCAGGGUGCCGGUCCUCGUCUCGGUCCUAAGGACGGUGAUGAGGAGGAAGACAAAUUUGAUGCCAUGGGUAACAAGAUUGAAGGUACCAAGAAGGCCAAGAAGCUGACUUCAUCGGAACUGCGAAAGAAGAAGAAGGAGCGUAUGGCGAGGCGCAAGAGAGGCGAGGAAGUCUUCUCGGAUGAGGAUGACUAG